AUGACCCACCGCAGGGUCGGGCCCCCAGCAUCUCGUCCCGGCAGGGCUGCCGGGUCACGUGUCAGGCGUAUCGUAACCGUCAGGGCGGCCGGUGAGAGCUCGAUCUCCGAGAAGCUGGAGCUCACUGCCGAUAACGUGGAGAAGGUGCUGGACGAGGUGCGCCCGUACCUCAUCGCGGACGGUGGCGACGUGGAGCUCGUGGAGAUUGAUGGGCUCGUGGUGAGGCUGAAGCUCAACGGAGCGUGCGGUAGUUGCCCGUCGUCGACCGUCACCAUGCGCAUGGGUAUCGAGAAGAGGCUGAUGGAGAAGAUCCCGGAGAUCAUGGAGGUUGAGCAGAUCCAGGACGAGGCUGGGGGCCUGGACCUCACCGAGGAAAACGUGGAGGCGACGCUCGACGAGAUCAGGCCGUACCUCGCGGGGACGGGUGGAGGACAGCUCGAGCUGGUGGACAUAGAGGAUCCCAUCGUGAAGGUCAGGCUGACAGGACCUGCUGCGUCUGUGAUGACCGUGCGCGUGGCCGUGACGCAGAAGCUCAGGGAGAAGAUGCCGUCCAUCGCCGCCGUACAGCUGUUGAAUUGA
Molecule: messenger RNA, 579 nt
Organism: Micromonas commoda
Lineage: Eukaryota; Viridiplantae; Chlorophyta; Mamiellophyceae; Mamiellales; Mamiellaceae
Exons: 1
Coding region: 1-579 (192 amino acids)
Biological process (GO): iron-sulfur cluster assembly
Cellular component (GO): chloroplast stroma; mitochondrion
Molecular function (GO): iron-sulfur cluster binding; iron ion binding
Source: RefSeq, a predicted model, not a curated record